Archocentrus centrarchus (flier cichlid) is the source of this 1101-nucleotide messenger RNA. It is a transcript of the gene cldn10e, whose product is annotated as claudin 10e. Gene Ontology annotation, cellular component: bicellular tight junction; membrane. Lineage: Eukaryota; Metazoa; Chordata; Actinopteri; Cichliformes; Cichlidae. The record is from RefSeq and is a predicted model, not a curated record. The transcript has 5 exons. Gene Ontology annotation, molecular function: structural molecule activity. Bases 1 to 981 code for a protein of 326 amino acids.
AUGAAAAUCCGAGUUGUCCAGAUCUGGGGCUUCCUGAUGACGGUACUGGGCUGGAUCUUCGUGGCCUGCACUUUGGCAAUGGAGGGCUGGAAGAUUGCCUCUGUUGGGGGUAUGGGAGGUUCGGCCAUCAUCAAGGUGGCCUGGCACUGGACCAGCCUGUGGAGAUCCUGUUUUACAGACUCGACCGCUGUCAGCAACUGUCGUGAUUUUCCUGUACUCUGGUCCGUGGACGGCAAUGUCCAAAUCGUGCGAGCCUUGUUGAUGUCAGCGCUUUCCCUCGGUGUGCUGGGGUUUGUACUUAGUCUAUUGGGAAUGGAGUGCACCUACAUCGGGGGAAAAGAACCAUCAAAGUACAGGAAGAUCUACACCGGAGGAUGGUGCCACAUCGUCAGUGGAGUGCUGUCCACAUCUGGGUACGGUGUCUAUGCACAGAAUGUCUCAGCAAUACAUGUUGACCCUGGCCCCACUGGACUCCAGUUUGACCUCGGCACCCCUGUGUUUCUCGGCUUGGUGGGUUCGGCCUUUCAUAUGACUGGUGGUGCCUUCUAUCUGUGGUCGGUGUGUACACCGCUCUGUGGAGGACAGAAAAUGGUGAUCAACGUGCAGGAACUGCCAGACCCAAAGCAAAACAAGUCCACCACAGCUCUGUCCACAGUGUCAGAGAUCACCUCCAAGACCAAACUGUCCUCUGUCUCUGACAUGUCAUUUGAGUCGGAGGGCUCUGAUUUCUCUAGCAUUUCUUCAAGUUCCAGACGCACAGCCAAGUCAGGGCGAUUGUUGAAGACGGGGCGGACCACCUCGCCACAGGCAGAUUUAGGAUCAAGAUCAGGAUUGAAUUCUGACCUCUCUUUGAGGUCCAGCCUAUCGGGUUUGUCAGAAUCGAGGAGUGGCAGGAGCAGUCAGAGAAGCGGGGCAGAAUCCUCAAUGUCAGGCACUUAUAGGAGUGCGACUACACCAUUUAUCAAAAGGUCUUAUAUUUGAACAAAUCAUUAGGUGAAGAAAAAAACUUCAGCACAUGUGAAGACCAACCAGGCAGAUGCGUUUUUUUCAAUAUGUGGUAUAAAUUUCAGUGUGUUUCAGUGGUCUGUUUUCUAUUAAUUU